Molecule: messenger RNA, 2664 nt
Organism: Leptosia nina
Lineage: Eukaryota; Metazoa; Arthropoda; Insecta; Lepidoptera; Pieridae
Source: the annotation of a GenBank genome assembly
AUGUGUAUUUAUGAAGACCAAAUAGGAAAAUUUGACUGGCGUCAAACAUACGUUGGCCGAAUAAAGUUUGCACAAUUUGAUACAGUGUCUACAGCCAAAAAAAUAAUAGUGGCUACGGAGGAAAACGUACUAGCUGCACUCAACUUAAAGACAGGGCAGGUUAUGUGGCGUCACGUAUUUGAGAGUGCCAGUUCAGGUGAUAUUCAAUUACUGCACUUUAGUGAUGGUGAUAAAGUGACAACAGUGACAGGAUCUAAUCCAUAUUUAGUAAGAGGAUGGGAUCCAACCACAGGUGUUCUAUUAUGGGAGUGGCCAAUAUCGAUUAUUGACACAGAGCGAGCACACUUGUCAGAAUGGUGGGUGCAAAAUGGGAUGCUAGUGCAUCUGCUACCUGCUUUUGGAUCUCAUUUGGAGGUCACAAUGUAUAACCUGAUGACUGGGUCCAAUCGAGGUGCAACAUCUAAAUUACCUACUGUAUGGACUAAUGAUGGAUGUAUUCUAACACCACCAUACUACACUUGUAUAUCAGGGAACAUGGGAAAUUAUAUGCUUCUAUCCCUAGAUGUCACAUCUAAUGCUGUUCAAAUAAUUAGCAAGCCUCUAUCCAACUACUUCAGUGAAGGAGAAGUUAUUGAAGGAAAUUUAAGACCGCUUGAUGGAAAAACUUCUCAACCAGGAUUUAUUAUUGAUGACAAAGCUAUAUUAUUGAUUAAAAAUAAUGAGUUUGAGCCUUUAAACGUAAGAUUGGCUGAUCAAUCGGCAAGUGCAACAUUUAUAGAUGCAAUAAGUGGACCCAUGUUGGUACAAGCUUGGAGUGAUGAGAAUAAAGGUCUUUCAAUUACUGCAUACAACAUUGCUACAAAUACAGAAAUAACAGAUAUGCAAAUGUCAGGGCCGAAGAUAAAUAUUCCUGAGGCAGAACUUCUAGGAGUACUUUGUAUAAACACUGCCAGGGAGCAGCCGGCAUACAGGAUACUUCUUAAUGGUGCUGAUGAUGCUGUUCAUUUGUUGCAGCAAGGGGGUCGCGUAGUGUGGUCGCGCGAGGAAUCCUUAGCUAACAUAGUGGCUGCAGAGUUUGUCGACUUGCCAGUUUCUGAAACAGAUGCUGCUCUUGAAUCAGAGUUUGAUCAGAAAGAAGCGAUCAAAGUCUACAGUUCGGUGUGGGCGGCUUUUGUGCGUCGUUUGCACACGCAGUACCAGCAGCUCCACACAUUAAUCCAGAAUCUUCAGGGCGAGGGAGCAGUCCUCGAUACCCCAUCUCCACUAGUCAGGGAUUACUUUAAUUUGCAUAAGAUCAUCGUACUCAUUACUGAUGUUGGCAAGAUAUAUGGCAUGGAUAACCUAUCUGGCGAGAUUCUAUGGCAGCGGUACGAUGGUAAUUUGAAUACUGAGUCGGUCGUGAUGUUCACCAGACGGUCAGCGAGGCAUCCACCUCAUGAUGCCUAUGUCACUAUUAUUGGAAAACAUGAGGAAACAGGCAAUGGUUACGUUAUAAGUCUUAAUCCGAUUCGCGGCACUUUAGUUGGCGAGAGAGUGUUACGUUUGGACGUGCGGUUACUACAAGUUGCGCUGUUACACACCGUCGAUGCGGAGAAACUACACGCUCUUAUAUUAUUGGACGAAGACGAAACUGUACAGGUGUUACCGGUAUCGGCUGCACCCUUAGUUCGUGAUCUCUACAUGUAUGUAGCUGAUAGAGAAACAGGAAGAAUGCAGGGAUACGCCCUAAAGUAUGAUGGAAGGCAAGUAAUAGCGCAAAGGACGUGGUCGUUGAAUUUGGGCGGGGCAGGAGCUCGUAUAGUGACGAUAGCAGGCAAGAGUCGAACGGAACGUGUCCAUUCGGCGGGAAAACCUCUGGCAGACCGUAGCGUACUCUACAAGUACUCGAACCCCAAUUUGCUGCUUGUUGUACUUGAAAGACCGGACCCCACUCAUAAGGAUGUGGUAACAGCUGUGGCGGUUGACGCCGCUUGUGGCGCUGUAGUGGCUGCGUCCACGCAUCGACGCGCGCGCGCUUUACCUCUAGCUGUACAUUCGGAUAACUGUUUAGCCUACCUUUACCGUAGUGAUAAGCAUCGCAGGCUUGAAAUAGCUACAAUGGAGCUUUACGAAGGCAACGAGCGUUGGCUACCGGCCGGCACGCAGUUUAGUUCUUUCGGAUGUGCCCGCGCACCCAGCGUCGAGCGCCAGGCCUACAUCGUGCCCGCGUCGCUCACUGCGCUAGCCUUCACCAGUACAGAGAAGGCUAUCACUGAUACGCAUUUAUUAAUGGGUCUAUCCACUGGUAUGUUAAUGGAAUUACCCUGGGCUUACGUGGACCCGCGUCGCCCGAUGACCCUCUCGGGGGAGCCCCGUGAAGAAGGACUGAUUCCGUACGCCCCGGAGUUGCCUUUACCCGCAGAAGCGUCACUCAAUUACAAUCGGACCGUCCAACGAGUACGGGCGAUAUACGCCGCGCCCUCUGGUCUAGAAUCGACAAGCUUGGUUUUAGCUACUGGACUUGAUUUAUUCUACACUCGAGUAGCACCAUCGAAGACCUUCGAUCUCCUUAAAGACGAUUUCGACUACCACCUCAUAAGUAUUGUGCUGGCCGCUCUCAUAGUUGCGACCUACAGCACGAAGUAUUUCGCCUCUAGGAAAAUGUUGAAACAGGCAUGGAAGUGA